This is a messenger RNA of Scleropages formosus (Asian bonytongue), 3223 nucleotides long. It is a transcript of the gene nedd1, whose product is annotated as NEDD1 gamma-tubulin ring complex targeting factor. Gene Ontology annotation, biological process: microtubule nucleation; mitotic cell cycle. Gene Ontology annotation, molecular function: gamma-tubulin binding. Gene Ontology annotation, cellular component: centrosome; centriole; spindle pole. The transcript has 17 exons. The coding region runs from base 153 to 2333 and encodes 726 amino acids. The record is from RefSeq and is a predicted model, not a curated record. Lineage: Eukaryota; Metazoa; Chordata; Actinopteri; Osteoglossiformes; Osteoglossidae.
CGAAGUAGUAGUACCUGGACAAAAAUAGUUAAAUCGUUGCACCAUCGGAAACAGAAAGACGACGUUAUCUUUAGAAAGCCCCCGAGGCACAGAAAGCGCUCUUCCUCCCUCCCACCGGCUCGCAGGCGGCCGCUUCCCGAGCGACCCCGGCAAUGGCAGAGCUCACGCGCCUCGUGUCUUCGGGCGAUGACGUCAAGGUGUGGAACGCGGCGUCGCUGACGGUGCUGGAGCAGUUCAACCCGCACAACGCGAGGCAUCCCGUGUCCCGGGUGUGCUGGAGCAGCAACAAUCAGUAUCUUGUGAGUGCCAGUACCAGCGGGGACAAACUGGUGGUGUCCAGUCUGAAGUCGUCUCCAGUCCCGCUGAUUGAACUUGCAGAAGGGGGUAAGCAGACCCGUAUCAGUCUAAACUCCACAUCUCAGUUCCUUGUGAGUGGAGGCCUGGACAGCUCUGUCAACAUCUGGGACCUGAAGUCAAGGAAGCUGCACCGCACUCUUCAGGACCACAAGGAAGAGGUGACCUGCGUCUCUUUCAAUGGCAACGAUGCCUACGUUGCUUCCGGUUCGACCAGCGGUGACAUUGUCUUGCAUAGUGUCAUGACUAACCUGUCCAGCAAACCCUUUGGGUAUGGUGCCAACCAGCCCAUCCAUGACCUGAAGUAUUCUUAUGUGAAGAAAUCCAUGCUGGGCAGUGUGUCAGACAGUGGCACAGUAGUGCUGUGGGAUGCCAACACACAGAAGGAGAUGCAUAUGUUUGAGGGGGUGCACAAGGCCCCAGCUUCAGGGUUGGCCUUUUCCCCAGCCAAUGACCUGCUCUUUGUCACUGUGGGUCUGGACAAGAAGAUUAUCUGCUAUGACACAUCCAGCAAGAUUGUCCUGCGUAGCAUGCGGGUGGACUCCCCUCUGACUGCCAUUGAUUUUACACCCGAUGGGGCUGGGCUAGCUGUGGGGUCUACCCAGGGGAAGGUGUACCUGUAUGACCUGAGGAACCUCAAUGCUCCUAUCAAGACUGCUACAGCACACAAGACCUCGGUCACCUGCCUCCGCUUCCAGCACUCCCAUGUGCAUCACACAAAGGCCAGUAAAGUCAGCAGCAAGACCUCCUCCAGCAAAAGGACGUCCGUGAAGCAGGAAACCCCUGUUGCCUCCACACUCCCUCCUUUGUCCUCGGGCACCCAUUUGUCCACACAGCCUGUCUCUGACCAGCAGCUGUGUGAAAGAGGAGAUGAAGAUACCCAGAAAACAGGUGCCACUAGUGUGGAUGUUGUGCUUCCCAGGGAGGCUGAAGGCCAGCACAGCUCUGAACACCUCUCCAGCUUCAACAAAUUCAGCAGCGUGGGCCGCAAUAGCCUUGACAUCUUCUCUCCAGUCAGAGAGGACUAUAAGGCCCACAGGACAAGUGGAACUACUCCACGUGAGGAGAAGAAAGAUGAGCUGGACUUCCUGUCCCAGUAUUCCAGUGCUGCAGCUCACCGCCGAACCCCCCUGGGCACACCUGGAGGAUUUGGACCACUGUCAGUGUUUGACACCCCUCCACCAAUCAGGGAAGAGGAAACCUCACCCUCAACACAGGUUCAAGCAAUGAUUAAGGAAACCAAAGAAGGAGAUAAAGAGAGAAACAGCAGCCUAACUUUAGAGUUAAAUGCACAGACUGCGCCCACCCAUGCAGGGCCCACUGUCCAAACACCUGAGGCUCACCUGAGAAGUUGCAAGGAGGGGCUGGGCCAACUGCUCUACAAUACACCUUUCAAUGGCUCUACUGCCACAACUGCACAUGGAGAGUCUGGGGGAGCAGCUAUGGCUCCUGCUCUAUCAGAAGGAUUCACUGAAGUAGGAGGUGGGGUUCCUAUGUCCACCCAGCAGGUCCACUUUAUUAGAAACAUGAUCCAUGAAGCACUGGAGGACUUUAGGUCUGUACAGGCACCACUCUCCAGUGUGGGGCCCCCUUUCCAUACCCAGGAGCCCCACCUCAGAAGCAGUAAAGAGGGUCCAGGCCAACAGGUCAGUGACACACCUGUUAAUGGACCUGCCCCCACUACUGCUCAUGCAGGGAAGGUGGCCAUAACAGGGAACAUGAACACAGAGGCAGGGAGUGCUCCUUUGUCUGCCGUACAGGUCCACUUUAUCCGCAACAUGAUCCACGAGGAGGUGGAGGACCUCAGAGAUGUCUGUCACAGGGACAUAGUGAACCUUCAGGUGGAAAUGAUCCGCCAGUUCUACAUCCAGCUGAAAGAGAUCCACGGCCUGAUAGAAAAAUACGCAGUGCCUUACUCACUGAUGGAGGAGAUAGAGCGACUAAAGGAGGAGAACAAGCGUCUUAGAACCAACUAUUGAGGGAGUUCUGGUUCCCUCUGCUUGUGGUGUCCAGCCCCAUGGCCCUGUAUGCUAGGGCUAAUGCUUUGCCUCAACUUUGUCAUAAAUUUUAGAGGGAAGAAUUUGUUUUUGUAAUUUUUGAUACAAGUGUUCUUUCCACUGAGCAUCUCCUUAUGUGUAACUUGAUCAAACAGCAAGUGCCUUACUGCUAAAAGAACAGGAGAAUGCUACAAUGAAGGCAUGAGCCCUGACCCAGACUGGUAAUCCUGUGUGCCUCUGCUGUUUCGGGUAGCAGUGCCAAUCGAGAGAAUCCAGUACUUGCUUAACAAACUCAUGGCUUGCUGAAGGUGGGGCCAAGGAUUUGUCACAGGGUGGUGUAACUGGCACUGAUCAUUGAAAGUAUAAUUCUGGGUUUCAUUUUGGCUCUUAAACAUGCCCUAGUGGGGCAGCAGGGUCUUCCGGUUAUCGUUCAUCUUAUUUCUAAGCCAGGUCAUUGUUUGGAUAGAAAUGCCAUCUGUUGAUUGUGAUAGGGCUUACUGAAAAGAGCCAUUUUUAUGGCUCUCUGCCAUAAUGUACACUUGGGUUUAAAUUUUUUCACAAAUUUAUAGCAAUAAACAUCAGGUGUGCAUUCACUCUGGUUUUGUUUUAGUCUUUAGUGCACAUGGAGGAAUUACAAACAUUUACACAUGAAUACUACUUAGUAUCUUGUACAAUGUAGAUGUGGUGAAUGAAGCAAGAAAUUUGACAAAGCUGGUAAAAAUAAGGGCAGCGCCGUAUUACUCAGGUAGUGCUGCUGCCUCACACUGCCCGGGCUCUUAAGAGUAUACGUUUGAAUUCAGCUCUGCGUGGAGUCUGCAUGUGCUUUCUGUCUGUUUGGGUUUCCUCUGCUUUCUUCCCACAGUACAAAGUUC